Messenger RNA from Sardina pilchardus (European sardine), 4544 nucleotides. Its product is annotated as chitin synthase chs-2-like. NCBI's taxonomy places the organism in Eukaryota, Metazoa, Chordata, Actinopteri, Clupeiformes, Clupeidae. The transcript is spliced from 19 exons. The record is from RefSeq and is a predicted model, not a curated record. Bases 51 to 3812 code for a protein of 1253 amino acids. Gene Ontology annotation, cellular component: cell periphery; cell septum. Gene Ontology annotation, molecular function: chitin synthase activity.
GCUUGCUGUACGAAGAGGAAGAAGUUGUGCUUGUGCUGGUGAAGAAGAACAUGGAGGUGGAUAAGGAGUACAAGAAGGUCGGGGACAUGGAGGAGGAGGAUUCCAAGCUGAAGGACAUAGCUUUCAGAGAAUCAUGGGAUUGUGCACGAGAGGUGCCCACAAUCCAGGAUGAACAGAAACCAAGAAAACUUCUGCGCUUCAUUCAUUUACUGGUCACCAGUCUAGCUGGGAUCAUCAUGUUUGGACUGGCAUUUUUGAGCAAAUCAUCAUUUUUGCUGUUGAUAACAAUAUCAAAUCCGGACGGAAUCACCAUUUCUACAAAGCCAUACGCCUUACUCUUUAUAGGAGUACUUCUCACUGCACCCAGUAUGUUAAGCAUCCUAAAGAACGUGUGGAAAAUUUCUUUCAAAGACUCCAAGACUCCCUCAAGAAAAACAUUGUUAUGGGUGUGCUCUAUCGACAUAAUUGUGUCACUGGGAUCUGCCGUGCUUGCCCUCGUCACAAUGCCCCAUUUUGACAUCCUGACAAAUGUGAUGAUCCUGAACAGCAUAGGGAUACUGUCUGCUAUCUUCCAAGUGGUUGCCAAUGUAAAAGCUAGAGGAAGAAAAAGAUUCAGUAUCAUUUCAAUGUUUGCAGUGGUUUUACUUCUAGCUGGAUAUGCCCUGUUUGCAACAGGCUACAUCAGAGAAGCUGGACAACAACUGACAGAAAAGAACACUGCGUUAUGGAUUGGGCUAGCAAUUGCGAGCACGAUCUGUGUGUCUGCCAACUGGUGGGAAAACUAUGCUAGCCUGUUUCACAUUCAUUUCUUCAAAGAAACUACUGAAGACGUGAAAAGAGCCAGAAACAUUGUAACAAUUCUCUCGAGCACGAUCAGAAUAGCUGUCACGGCGAUAGUGCUAGGGGUCUGCGUGAAACUCUCUGAUCAGGAAUGGGAGUCCGUUCAGUCGGUCUCAGAGAAAGACAAAGUGACUGUCUUGAGCCUGUUUGCCAUCCAGGUCAUCUCCUCGGCAUUGUGUCGUUGGUUUGCAGUUGCUGCCUGUAAAAUGCAUGCCAUAAGACGCAGCUUUGUCUACCCAAUGUGGUUUGUCUCUCCAACUGUGUUGGCAUCUUUUGUUUUGUUCAUCUGGGUCCCCUAUUACAAGCAGCCAAAUUUUGUCUCGGUAGCGAAUAAUUCUUUCCCACUCUACUGCCAAAAUAUUGUAGCUGGUUACAAUGUAUCCGACUUCUACACCAUCUUUCUUCAGACCAUUGACACCUUUGAUCUAAUGCAUUCAGAUGUCGCCCAUAGCUUGUGUGGGCGGCCCAUGUUCUAUGAAGGGGAUCUUUUGGGCCAAGGGAUCCUGGCUAGUUCUAUUAUCACCUGGUGGUUAGGGCUGGUGCUUUGCACCAUAUACACCAGCUACUUGAGGAUCAAUCGCAUCCAGAGGACGCGGGAACUGUUUGGGUUAAGCCUCUAUGAAGCGGCCUUCAUUGACCAAUCUAUGCUUCUCAACACAAAAUUCAACAUUCUCAAGCUGAAAAAGGAAAGCAUCAGGGAGAAGGAGAUCAUGACCAUCUACUUGUGUGCUACCAUGUGGCAUGAGACCAAAGAUGAGAUGAUGAAGAUGAUCAUUUCCAUGAUGAGGUUGGACAAAUUCCGGCCCAGGAGAAACAACUUCAAAGAUGUGUGUUUCGAGUCUCACAUUUACUUUGAUGAUGCUUUCCAUACAGAAGAUGGGAAUCGUGUUGUGAAUGAAUAUGCAGAAACUAUAGCGGAGGUCAUCAAAGAAGUAUACGUGAUUUUCAUUGAGGAGGACACAAGCACGUUCAAAAAGGCAAAGGCACUUCCGAAACAAAAAGUCAUCCCAACAACCUAUGGUGGCCGACUGCAGUACACACUACCCUGUGGCAACACACUAACAGUUCACUUUAAGGAUAAAAACAGAAUUAGGCACAAGAAGAGAUGGUCUCAGAUCAUGUAUCUGUACUACCUUCUUGGAUGGAAACUCCACAGGAAAUAUUAUGAGGACUUUGAGAAUGGUAUAGCCAGGAUGACUGUGGAAGAAAAUUUGGAGAAAGAGAAAAAGAACACCUAUAUCCUGGCUCUGGAUGGGGACACGGACUUUCAGCCCUCGGCUGUGAUGCUAUUGGUGGACCGUCUCAGGAUGUAUCCCGAGGUGGGGGCUGCUUGCGGAAGGAUUCACCCCACUGGCACUGGGCCGAUGGUUUGGUUCCAGAAGUUUGAGUAUGCCGUGGGUCACUGGCUGCAGAAGUCUGCAGAGCAUGUGUUUGGGUGUGUGCUCUGCAGCCCUGGAUGCUUCAGCCUCUUUCGGGCAUGUGCUCUCAUGGAUGACAACAUCAUGAAGAAGUACACCACCACAGCAUCAGAGGCAGGCCACUACGUGCAGUAUGAUCAAGGUGAGGACCGCUGGCUGUGCACACUGCUGCUGCAGCAGGGCUGGCGUGUCGAGUACAACGCCGCGUCGGACUCCUACACGAACGCCCCGCAGGAGUUCCAGGAGUUCUACAACCAGAGACGCCGCUGGGGCCCCUCCACCAUGGCCAACACCCUGGACCUGCUGGGCAGCGGCGAGCUGACGGUGAAGAAGAACAAAUCCAUCUCCACCCUCUUCAUCCUCUACCAGAUCCUCGUCAUGGGAGCCUCCAUCCUCGGCCCAGCCACUGUCUGUCUGAUGAUUGCAGGAAGCUUCAACUUUGUCUUUGAUGUUUCACCUAAUUGGUCACUCGUACUAGCUAUUUUGCCCCCAUGCAUCUACAUAGUUCUGUGCUAUGUCCUGAAGUCCAGCACCCAGAUCACCAUUGCAGCCCUUAUGAGCAUCAUUUAUGCCUUCCUCAUGACAGCGACCAUUCUUUCUAUCAUUGGUGACAUGGUUGAGGAGGGCACCUUCAUCACCCCUAGCGGUAUCUUCUUCAUCAGUAUUGUGACUAUGUACAUUGUCACGUCCAUCCUCCACCCCAGCGAGUUCCAACUCAUCAUCUACGGCAUCCUCUACGUGCUCUGCAUCCCCAGUGCCUACCUCCUGCUGGCCAUCUACUCCAUGGUCAAUAUGAACAACGUGUCCUGGGGAACCAGGGAGACCGCCGCCCCGAAACCAGCUUCUGCCACGCAGACAGAGAUCCAGAAGAAGGUCAUGUGCCAAAGGAAGUGCAAGUGCUGCAGCUGGAACCUGGAGUUUCAGGUCAACGAGGACGAGGAGAGGAUCGUGCAUGUGCCUGUUACCGCUCCGCUGACGGAACCUGUUCCAGAGCCACUCGAAGAGAAAAAUGUUUCAUCAUAUUCAGGUUCAGAUCUAGACCAUUAUUGGGUUGAACAGUUGAGGAAACGAUCCGGGGACCUGGAGCUGGAAAGAAAGGACUUAAAUAACGAUGAAGUGGAGUUUUGGAAGGGUCUCCAGGAACGCUAUCUCAAACCUCUGGAAGAGGAUAAGGCCCAGAAGAAGAGAAUUGAGACAGACCUCAAAGACCUAAGAAACAAGGCCACAUUUGUCUACUUCAUCCUCAAUGCCCUUUGGAUUGUGGCGACGUUCUUCCUGCAGGAGAUAGGAGGGUCCGUCAGCAUCAAGAUUCCCAAGAUUUAUGCCAAUGGGACAAGAGAUCCUGAUGGCCAAAUCUUCAUCGAUCCCAUCGGCUUAAUGUUUGUCAUUGGCUUUGCACUUCUACUGGCGAUUCAGUUUCUCGCCAUGCUGUGGCACAGACUGCAAACAUUGAUCCACUUCAUAGCCUACCAAGGAACUGAGUCUACGGUCAUCAAAAAUAACAUGAAAAAGUUUCAUGAGAAUCUAAACAAUGAAAAGAACAUCUUCCUCUGACAAUUCCAUGGAACAGAUCAUCUCUAUCUGACAAGCUCACACAGUAGCAAGACCGGAGCUUGACAAAGGCAGCACAAGAUAAGCUCUUUUGGUCACAAAUGAUGUAAAUCGUUUUUCUUUUUUUAAUGUAAUAACACUUAUGAUCUGCACUUAUUAUUUUACUUGUAAUUUGGAAAUGGGCAUUUAUAAAAGUAUGUAUCUGUCUAUUUAUCUAUCUAUCUAUCUAUUAUAAUAAUUAUUUAAUACUAUACUUUCUGAGAUAAAACACACUUAGUUCAAAAUAUGUGUCAUUUGUUGUUCUAAUGUUGGUGUUAAACUGUUUGACUUAAAAUAUUUGAUUUGAUUUUGAAAAGAAGUUAAAAAAAACAAAAACAAACAAAAGAGAGAGACUGAUGUACUGUAGCACUUUAUACCAUGGGAGCGUAGUCAAUAUUACCCAUUUCUUUUCCCCUUGCCCUUGACCUUGAAUAGUGGGUGACAGCCGUAAAUGCACUGGUAAUUCAAUGUAAUGCACUGCAAAAUGAACUUUUCCAUACUGCUGUAUGACCACUCCUGUGUGACACAAAGCUGAAAAAUGAAUUGUACAUGUUGUUACCCACUGCAUAAGUUACUUACCCAGUGUUUGGGUGUGGUAUACAUGAAGAUGGAAACAACUAAGAGAGAUAAGAGAACAAUUCGGAGAAAUAUGACAACCACUUGCAGAAAGUAAUUAAACAAUGAUCUCAUGAAUGA